Molecule: messenger RNA, 1109 nt
Organism: Acyrthosiphon pisum (pea aphid)
Lineage: Eukaryota; Metazoa; Arthropoda; Insecta; Hemiptera; Aphididae
Exons: 5
Coding region: 268-1026 (252 amino acids)
Biological process (GO): maturation of SSU-rRNA from tricistronic rRNA transcript (SSU-rRNA, 5.8S rRNA, LSU-rRNA)
Cellular component (GO): Pwp2p-containing subcomplex of 90S preribosome; small-subunit processome; nucleus
Molecular function (GO): protein binding; snoRNA binding
Source: RefSeq, a predicted model, not a curated record
UCGCCGACUCUGUUUGACGGUCCAUAGUCCGAUGUUUAACCUGUAUAUUAUCUUAAAUCGCCAUUUGUGCUACGUGAGUGUUGCGAUAAGACGUGACCAUUGUUAAAACUUAUAAUUAUUUGAGUUAUAUGCUUUUGGUUUGCUGUGUAAAUAGGUGUUUUAUUACUUUGUCGGACAUCGUUUUAUUUAAAUAGGUAGCAACAAAAAAAAAAAAAACGAUAUACGGUGAAGUGACAAAGUUUCUAUUAUUCAAAUUGUUAUCCCAGAAUGUCGAAAAUUGUACAAAGUCACAAGGACAAAUUUACGGCUACAGAACUUCCUAUACUUAAUUCUAUCUUUGAAGAUGAUCAUGUGGGUUAUAUAGUGUAUCAACGAGAAAGUUAUGAGAGUAGAGUGAUGCGUCGAAACAGAAAAAAGUCAGAUUUUACCAAUUUCAUCAGUUUUUUGAGAUCUGUUAACAAGGAAGUUAAAAAGGUGAAUCUAGAUUCUAAUUCUUUGAAACUUAUUAAUCUUCACAAUAACCGAAUCAUUCUCCUUUAUCGUGCGGCUCUAAAAUAUUUCGAUUAUGAUCUAUCACUCUGGACAAAAUACAUCGAAUUCCUGAUGAAAUAUAAAAAUCCAACAAGGGUACAAAAUGUUAUAAACCAUGCUUUGUUAUUACAUGGUAACAUUUCAGAUUCGUUGUAUAUUUACGCAGUAAAAAUAGAGAUCGAAUUUUUAAAAAAUAUCCAAAAAGCAAGAGAAAUUUAUGCUAGUGGGUUAGAAGUACAUAAGUAUUCAUCAAAUUUAUAUUUUGAAGCUUUUAAAUGUGAACUUACUAAUUCAAAAAUGCUCAUUCAAGAGGUGUUUAACUCAGGAAAAGAGCUGGUUUCCAAUGAUCCUGCGUUAGAUGUUUCUGUAGCCAAAGUUAUUUUUGAAUCAGCCGUUCAAAAUAUAAAAGAGGACACGGAUCUUUUCUUUCAAAUGUAUAAUGCAGCUACUCAAUAUAAUUUUUCUUUAGAUUUGUCUAAAGAAAUCAAAAAGUAAUAUUUUUUAUGUAUUAUUAAAAUAUAUUAAGUUAUUAUUUAUACAAGAAUUAACUUUAAUAACUAUUUACACUUCUAAAUACU